This is a messenger RNA of Peromyscus leucopus (white-footed mouse), 1260 nucleotides long. RefSeq lists its product as uncharacterized. The transcript is spliced from 2 exons. Lineage: Eukaryota; Metazoa; Chordata; Mammalia; Rodentia; Cricetidae. Bases 780 to 1136 code for a protein of 118 amino acids. The record is from RefSeq and is a predicted model, not a curated record.
ACUCACUGGAGCCUCCUCUGAGCCUCCAUGAAGCUAUAGAAGAGGUAAAAUGUCGACUGGGAGCUCAGACUCUUCAGUGGUGUAGCUGGCUGUAAGUUGCCCAGGGCACUCUUCAGUGGUCAGUUGCCUGUGAAUUCCACAGGCAACCCUGAAACAACUAGACACUGUGGGAUGUUGGAGGGACUCCACGUGACAAGGGACACAGUGUCAGAAACAUUGGCUUGGCAGCAGUGGACCCUGAGACAAACACACUUGAGCUCACCGUUUGUCCUCCAGCCUGGAGUGAGCUGGUUCUGCAGGUGCGGGGUGGUGACGCCAAUGGCCAGAUAGAGCCUGUUUUGUAGCUGGCUCACUCAGCUUCCCCAGGGCCUCAUGAGGAGGGUAUGGCACACAUUUCAGUACACACACCACUCAAAGCUAGGUGCAUUGACCUGUUACCCAGCCCAGACACAGAAGCCUCAGCCCACAGGGCAGAUUUUGAAACUGUAUUCUUUGGAAGAAGAGGAGGGUAACCUAAGUCUGUGCAAAUGGGGACCUUUGAGGGGAUAGUAAGUGUCCUUAGAAGGAGAAAGAUGAGCUGGAGAAAUGGCGUGGUGAGCACUUGCUGGUCUUCCAGAGGAACCAAGGUCUUAAUAAUACUCCCAUCUCACUGAGUGGAAAACAGAAGCACAGAGAGACAGAUGAACUUGUCUGGGGCCACACAGCGAGGACCUGUGACGUGAAAACCUCACCGAGGGGCUGGGGAGAUGGCCCAGUCAAAAAGGUAGUCAUGUGUAAGCAUGAAGACCUGGUCUGACCCCCAUGGCCCAGGCGGGACGCUGGGCACAGUGGACCGGAGCCGUGGCUGGGCACAGUGGACUGGAGCCGUGGCUGGGCACAGUGGACUGGAGCCGUGGCUGGGCGCAGUGGACUGGAGCCGUGGCUGGGCGCAGUGGACUGGAGCCGUGGCUGGGCGCAGUGGACUGGAGCCGUGGCUGGGCGCAGUGGACUGGAGCCGUGGCUGGGCGCAGUGGACUGGAGCUGUGGCUGGGCACAGUGGACUGGAGCCGUGGCUGGGCGCAGUGGACCGGAGCCGUGGCUGGGCACAGUGGACUGGAGCUGUGGUUCAGCAGUUCCGGCCCUUGGUGCUCUUAUAAAGGACCCGAGUUUGGCUCCCAGCACUCACACCGGGAGUUCACACCUGCCUGUAACCCAGCUCCGGGAUCCAGUUCUUUCUCUGGUGUUGGUGCACACCAGCACUCACAUUCACAAAUUCAAGUU